Cladocopium goreaui is the source of this 522-nucleotide messenger RNA. Lineage: Eukaryota; Dinophyceae; Suessiales; Symbiodiniaceae. The record is from the annotation of a GenBank genome assembly.
AGCUCUUUUUCGGCUCAGCCCAGUGCCCAGCAGCCAAGCUCAAGCUCUCGUCGAGGGAGGGCCAUGAGCUACGAAACCGCAGACUCCCAGAAGAAAGAGUUCCGCAAGUAUUUGGAGAAGAAUGGGAUCAUCUCCCAGCUGACUCGUGUGCUGGUGGGACUCUACGAGGAGCCCGAGCGUCCGGCCAAUGCCAUUGACUACAUCAAGAAAUACCUGGGGGCUCCCACAGGUGUUGACGUUGAAGAGCUACGGGCGGACAAUGAUGAACUCCGGCGCCAAAAUGCGGAGCUGGAAGCCAAGGUUGCUAGCCUCACACAGCAGCUAAAGGAGCUGCAAACUGAGCAAGAGGAGCAGGAAUAGGAGCAGUGAGGGCAGGGCCGUGCGACGCAGUGACAUGCAGCCGCGCAAUGUGAUAUGUAUCGAAAUGUGACAGCACGCGGUCCUGAGACCAUGAGACAAACGCUCGUGACUCAGGGACAAAGAGCCUGGAAGCCCAGCCAUGGACGCGUCACUGAUUUGUAC